Molecule: messenger RNA, 1447 nt
Organism: Ilex paraguariensis (yerba mate)
Lineage: Eukaryota; Viridiplantae; Streptophyta; Magnoliopsida; Aquifoliales; Aquifoliaceae
Source: the annotation of a GenBank genome assembly
ACCUGUUUCCAUUCUCUCGUUGGUAUUAUUUCCAAGAGAACGCGAGAAAGUGUUAUCUUGGACUGGGACAGUAAAGAAGCAGACAGACGAAGAGAUGGACAGAGAAUGGGGUUCGAAGCCCGGUAGCGGAGGCGCCGCCUCCGCCCAGAACGAAGCCAUCGACCGCCGUGAACGGUUGCGGAGACUCGCCCUCGAAACCAUCGAUCUCGCCAAAGAUCCCUAUUUCAUGCGCAACCAUCUCGGCAGUUAUGAGUGCAAGCUUUGUUUGACACUGCACAACAAUGAGGGGAAUUACUUGGCCCAUACACAGGGGAAGCGGCACCAGACGAACUUGGCCAAGAGAGCUGCUCGCGAGGCCAAGGAAGCACCAGCUCAGCCUCAGCCUCACAAGCGAAAAGUCACUCUCCGAAAAUCAGUGAAAAUUGGUAGGCCUGGUUACCGAGUGACAAAGCAGUUUGAUCCAGAGACAAAGCAGAGGUCUCUUCUCUUCCAGAUUGAAUAUCCUGAGAUUGAAGACAAUACUAAGCCGAGGCAUCGUUUUAUGUCAUCUUUUGAGCAGAAAGUCCAAUCCUUUGAUAAAAGAUACCAGUUUCUUAUGUUUGCGGCUGAACCGUACGAAAUCAUCUCUUUUAAGGUUCCAAGUACGGAAAUUGACAAAUCAACUUCCAAGUUCUUCUCUCAUUGGGAUCCAGACUCAAAAAUGUUUACGUUGCAGUUAUACUUCAAAUCUAAGCCACCGGAGACAAAGCAAGCCCAACCCACUGCUGCAGCCAAUGGAACAGCAGCACCUGGUGUCCCACCCAGGCCUUUGCCCCCACCACCCCAAGCUCCACCUCCGCCACAAGGAAUUCAAAUGGGUAAUCCUCCUAGAGGCCCUCCACCAUCUGUGCCUGGGUCUUUGCCACCACCCCCUCCUCCAAUGGCAAAUGGACCUAGGCCCAUGCCUCCAGGUGGAAACCUACCUGCCCCACCGCCACCCUCAGUGGGCGGUGGUUCAAUGGCUAAUUUUACUCCUGGGGCACAGAUGGCAAGACCUCCAAUGCCGCCUCUGCCAGUAUUUCCAGGCCAACAGAUGCAGGGGCAUGGGGUUCGGCCACCGCCACCCCCUUCCAACAUGGGAUAAUAGGUAUUUUUGCCGUGCACUCUACAUCAUCAAGCCGAUAUGUGAUAGAACUUUACAGCAAAACAAAACAUUCAAGGUCAGAGGUCUUGUUCUUGAUUAAAUGGGAAAAUGGAGCUGAUUAGUAAAGCUUAAGCACUCGAUUCUCGCCUUAUUUUUUCAUCCUCUUACUUUAUUCCCUCUAAACAGUUGUCCCUUGUUUGGUGCUGAAGUUGCCAUUGGCUGUAGAAAACCUAUAAGAUAAUGUCUGUAUUUCAUGUUUGGGAUACCUCUCCGUGCAAUGUUUUACAUUUUUAAUGUUAGAGAGCAUCUUUUUUUUAAUAUGGA